AGGCGGGUGAGACCUCGUGCCCUUCGCCGAGGCAGGCACCGGCAACACCAUCAGCAGAGCCCCGGCCGCCCGCCCGGCCUGUGGCAUCUAAGAAGGAGAAACCCCUGGAAGAUGAUGAGCCUGGAAAAGUCCUGACAAAGGCCCCCCGGGCCGAGCCCAAAGGCGCUCCCGUAGCUGUGACAUGCCAGCCCCAGGUACAAGCAGCCCCACAGCCCCCCAGCACCCGCCUGCUGCAGAACGGCGCCGGGCGGGGGCCGGAUCCAGGCGGUGCCAACGGGGAGACCGGGAACGGGAUCUUCCGUCCCCUGCCCAGCAGCCAGAAGCCUCACCGAAAGCUGCAGUCGCACCACUCCAUCAACAGCCAGAGCAGCAAGAAGAGUAAGGGCAGCUCCAAGUCUGCCUCUUCUCACAUCCCUAUUGAGGCACAAGAAGACUGCUGCGUCCUCUCCUGCCUCUUCUGCGAGUGCCUGACCCUCUGCAACAUCGUGCUGGACUGUGCCACGUGCGGCUCCUGCACCUCCGAGGAUUCCUGCAUCUGCUGCUGCUGCUGCAACUCGGGCGAGUGCGCGGACUGCGACCUGCCCUGCGACAUGGACUGCGGCAUCAUCGACGCCUGCUGCGAGUCGGCCGACUGCCUGGAGAUCUGCAUGGAGUGCUGCGGGCUCUGCUUCUCCUCCUGA
Molecule: messenger RNA, 680 nt
Organism: Nestor notabilis (Kea)
Lineage: Eukaryota; Metazoa; Chordata; Aves; Psittaciformes; Psittacidae
Gene: MDFI
Product: MyoD family inhibitor
Source: RefSeq, a predicted model, not a curated record